Messenger RNA from Monopterus albus (swamp eel), 5605 nucleotides. Its product is annotated as transmembrane 4 L6 family member 5. Gene Ontology annotation, cellular component: membrane. The transcript has 6 exons. The record is from RefSeq and is a predicted model, not a curated record. Bases 19 to 636 code for a protein of 205 amino acids. Lineage: Eukaryota; Metazoa; Chordata; Actinopteri; Synbranchiformes; Synbranchidae.
UCUGCUCAUCAGCACUUCAUGAUGUGUGUGUCCAGGUGUCUGUGGUGUGUUGGCGUCUCUCUGGUUCCCAUGGCAAUCAUCUGCAUGCUGUCCAACAUCCUGCUGCUGCUUCCUGAGUUGAAGAUCCACUUCCUGUUGGAGGGUCACGUGACCAGAGAGGCCAGCUGGGCCACUGGCUUGUGGGGGUCAGGCUUCCUGGUUUUACUUGGAGCCUGGGCAUUUGUUCAGAGCAGUAAAACCCAAGGCUGCUGCGCCUUCAGGAGCCAGAUGCUGUGUCAGGUGCUGUACUCCUGUGUGUGUCUGGUGGCUGCCAGCAGCUGUUGUCUGGUCAGUGCCACUGGUCUCUCUCGGGGUCCUCUCUGUCUCUACAACACCACCUCAGGUCUGAUCUGGGGAGUUCCCCUGCAGCCCCUCCCUGACUGUCAUUCAGGGUACCUGUACAACCGGACUCUGUGGUCGGGAGUGUGUCUGCAGCCUCACGCUGUGGUUCAGUGGAAUAUGGUUCUGUUCAGUGUCAUGGGGGGAACCAGCGGGCUGCAGACUCUCCUCUGUGCAGCCAACAUCAUCAACUCACUGCUGGGCCUGAUCCUGGGUCAGGGCUGCUGCCACAACAAGGUCAGUCCAGUGUCAAUCUGAGACGGUCUGUUGUGGAUUCUCAGUGAGGACUUCAGCGGAGACAAAACCUACUCAUAAUGUAAAGUUAUAACAUCUUUUAUUCCAACAGGAUCUAAGCUACAAACAUUUGGAAAGCACUGGCGCACUUUAAACAAUAAAUUUAAUUAAGUCGACCUUAACAUCUGCACAGUAAACCAAGUGCAAUUAUUAGAAUGGACAUUUUAUAGAGAAAAGAGAGGGUUUGCAGUAACACACUUGUUUGUCCCUUAGAAAUGAACAAUUAAAAUUAUUGGUCAAUCAAUUAAAUAUUUAACACAUUGAUCAACACAAUCCAUAGCUGUUAAACUGAAAGUAUUAGUAGAAAAUUAAGUUACAUAACUAGAAUUUCAUUACAAUUUGUAUUUACUGGUAAAUUCAUCAUUUUACCAGUUUGUCUUGACAAUCAGAAGUUACUAUUGUUUUUUCUUAAUUUAUCCAGGAGUUUAUUAAAAUGAUCAUCAGUUUAUUAAUUUAUUAAGUAGCACAAAUGGGGCCACAGUAUUUGGCUGCAAAACAAGUAUGGUUAUUGUGUGAUUACAUUAACAAAAAGCAGCUCAAUGUACUGAUUAUGCCCGUUUGGCCUCACAGAUAUCACCUCUCCGAUUAUCAGUAACAAGUGUAAACAGGAAGUCACAGAACGUCUUUGCUUUAACAUUUUAUUUAUUGAUACAUUUGAACAACAAAUGUUUUUGUAAAUAAAAGAAAAGCUGCUGUGUGGUCUCCGUGUGUUGCUCACUGCUGAAAGAUGUUUUGGGUACUUCCAGACAUUUUUAGAAAUGAAUGCUUAUCUGUUAAAAUCAGGACAGUUUUGGUGACUUUUCUGGUCAUCAUUUUAUGACGAGUGACAAAGUGAUGAAAACACGAGGUCCUUUUCCUGGGCCACUGUCUCCAUGUGUCCAGACACUAACAUUGCUGCCAAUGUGCACACAAUUCAGAAUAUAACAAAUAGCACUUAUUGCACAUGGGAUAAAUAAAUUCUUAACCUGCUGUACAGUCUUACAUUAAUGCAUUGGGAUUUACAACGAAGCCCAUUACAUCUAGUCCAGUCUGGAUCCAGUCUCUAACCACCACCUGGGCUCUGGUGGUGUAAGGCCUUUAAAACAUUGACCUGAUGGAGGUGCAAAAUGACGGCACAGACUGUAUACAGGGGAAAAACAAAACAAAACAAAACAAAACAAAAAAAAAAACACUAACCCAUUGUGAUGUCACCCAUCAGUCUGCCUGUCGUCAUAUUGCUAGGUCUAAUCCAAAAUGGGACAAAGAGGCAGAAGAGUGAGUGGAGCUACCUAGACAGCUAGUGGCCAGAGCCGCCUGUCACUCAAAAUGCACAACUUUUAGCCUCAAUAUAAACAGGUGAAUUAUAUAAAAAUUCACCCCCUGUAGAGUUGUCAUGGAAGGGGAAAUUGGCUAGAAAAACCAAAACUGUUUUUGUACCAGACUGUAAACAUGUUUACUUCUUCUGUAAAGUUGGGCCUUUUAACACAGGAGUGUAUGGAGACCGACUCCCUUUUGGAGCCAGCCUCUAAUGUCCGUUCGAGGUUUUGGCACUUCCGCAUUGGCUCUCAGACUCGGAAGACGCGGCUUGGAUGUCGGCGGGUGAACAUGAAUGUCUGAACUGAACUUCAUCUCAAUUCAUCCAGAGCUCAAGUUUUAUUUCUACAGCCCAAUAUCACAACAUGCCCUUUAAACUCUGUGUGGCAUUUGACUCCCUCUGUCCUUAGACCCUGGAAUCGGAUCAGGAAAAACUAAUCCCAAAAACACUGAGGCAGAGCACCAGAGGAGGAAUUCCCUCCUCGGGACAGAGAGAAAGCUGAUGUAGAGUACAGAACAGAAAGAGAUGGUAAAUCCCAAUUCCCUUACUUGAUCACUCCUCAAUCCUCUGACCUUGCUUGACCCAGAAGUCAUUCUGGUCCACCAUCUUGAAGCUCUUUUCCUGCUCUUGAGGAGCAAGGACGCUACUGGAGGAGCUGUGAGGGCACAAGAAAGCAUCCUUCUUUUGUGGACUGACACACCCCUUUACCAGAAUCAGUUGGUGACUGGAAACUUCAGUUGAAGGAUGUCUCAUGUUUAUAAAUGCAUUUCCUUGAGUUCUCUGUCCUCCUAUCUUACAUGGCCAGGAUUGAAACAAGGAAAAGAUGCAAGUGAGGGAAAUAUGGAUGCUGUUAAAGAGCCUGUGGGACUUUUCCUUGAUUUCUCACUUAUCUACAAUGUUACAAUGGUGAAUUCUCAUCUUACACGUGACCUAAAACUCAAAAAAUGACAUAUAUGCAUGUUCUAGUAUUUCUAUGCAGAAGCAACUCUGCAUCUUGCAAACCCUUUUUUUCUAACAAAAUGAAAGUAUUACGUGCUAGUUUAGGGAUUUCCUUGAAUGGGCAUAAAAUCCAUCCAGCUGUUGCAAGUUUAUAUGAGCUUGCCUGACAUCCACCUGUACUGGUGUGGAUACAUUUCACCUCCUGCUGCUGCACUGUGAACAGAGCAUGUGGAGGAAAAGUACAGGGCCUGAGGUUACUGCGACACAACAAAACCAGAGAUUUGUGACUAUUACUGACCACCAUGUUAGAUCGAUUUUGCAGAUUUUACCGCCUUCUGAUAGUUAAAACAGCGAGUCUCUGUACAGGACCGUUCCCGGACAUGCUACAAUUAAUUCUGUCAUUAACCCAUGUAACCUUACCUCUCAUCCUAAGGCAUCUGUUGAAAUGUGAGGUUUCCUUCAUUACUUUACUAACAAAAUUGCUAGCAUUAGGCAAUUCUCCAGUAUCACUUCUUUUGACUAAGCUGACCUUCCCCUGUCUUCUGCUAUUUUUGACCAAUUUGAGACUGUUCCUUUGCCUGUGUUAUCAGAAUAACAUCAGAAUAUCAAAUGGACUGUAACCCACAAUAGUACAUAAAGAUAUAAAAAGACUGCCCCUGCUGUUGCACAAACUUAAUACAUUCCCCCUUUUUGUUUUGUUAUAUUACAGGUAAAUCUGCUAGUGACUGUUGUGGAAACAACAACAAAAAAAAUACCUCUGCUGCUUUACCGUCCGUUAUGUUAUACUGUAUGUAAAUCUGCUGACUUUUUUUUUGCCGGGAUAUCUGCUGCCGGUGGUCAUUUGCAGUACUGUCCAUGUAUACCUCAUAUGCCAUUUGCACCUCAUCACCAACACCCUGGUGACGCGGAACCAUCUGACAAUCUCCCAUUAAUGUUUGCACUAUUAUCACUGACUGUACAUGGUUUUGAGUCACAGCUUAUUGGCUGUACCGUUUAGAUUUAUCCUAAUUAUGUCAAUCCAGUUCUUAUUCGAUUCUAUUCCAUUUUUUAAUUCUACUUUGCUCUAUUUUACCUCCUAAAUGUUACGACACCCAAUACUAGGUGGGAGACAAAUGGUAUUUCGAUUUUCUGCAUGUCCUGCACAUAUGGUGAAUUGACAAUAAAGUCCUUGAACCUUAUUUGGCGAUCUGGCAAAGUUUGCUGCUUUUAAUCACGACUUAGGCCCCCUGGCUCAUCAUCUGAAGAUGACUGUAAAAAACCUAGGGGUAAUGUUUGACAACUUAAGAUGCAACAAGCAGAUCGACUCGGUCGCAAAACCUACUUUCUUUCACCUGAGGUUGUUGAGUAAAGUCAAGCCAUUUCUUUCUUUUAAUGAUUUUGAGAUUGCAAUUCAUGCUUUUAUAACCUCUAGACUCGGCUAUUGUAAUGCAUUAUACCUUGGUCUUAAAUCGGUCGUCUCUCACUCAUCUUCAAAUGGUCCAAAACAGGUACUAGGAACCAUAUAACCCCGGUACUGGCCUCCAGUCCAUUUUAGAAUUCUUUUUAAGCCAUUGAUUUUUGUUUUUAAGGCUCUUAAUGGUUUGGCACUGACCCACCUCGCUGAGUUGAUGAGGUGGUGCGAACCUACAAGAUUUCUCAGAUCAUCACAUCAGUUUCUUUUAGAGGUUCCCAGGACCGGAUACAAAUGCUGGGGCGAUCGUGCAUUUACUGUUGUAGCUACUUAAUUGUGGAAUGAUUUACCUCUUAAUGUUAGAUCAUCUACAGACUUGACAACUUUCAAAUCAUUGGUUAAAACAUAUUUAUUUACUUUGGCUUUUAAUACAUAGUAUUGUCUGAUGCCUUCUUCUUAUAACUGUUGAUUCUAUGUUGUUUUAUUCCUCUAUUGCUAUUUAUUUUAGUUCUUACAUUGCCCUUGUAAAGUACUUUGGUCAACCAGACAUUGUUUUAAAAGUAUAAAUAAACUUUGAUUUGAUUUACCUGACCAGGUCUAACCUAUGAUCAUGUGGCGACUCUAAAUUUGCCUGUAGGAGUGGGUGUGGCUGUUUGUCUACAUGUCAGCCCUGUGAUAGAGACCUGUCCAGGGUGGACCCCGCCUCUCCCCCAGUGUCAGAUGGGAUUGGCUCCAGCACCCCCUCCCAUGACCCUAUUCAGGAUAAGCGAUAUAGAUGAUGCAUGGAUGGUUUAAUACUGAUUCAAAUUUAAGUCCAAUUUAACAUGUUUUCUUAAGCCAGUUUUUGUUCUAAAUGCAUCUACUUUCUUUACAAUUUUAUAGUUUGUUAUUCCAAUUUAGUGCAUAAUCUGUGUUGAUUUGUAUUGACUGUUUAUAUGCUAAUUAGUUUUUAUCCCCAGGGCAUCCAUCUUUAGUUUAGUCUGCAAGGAGUGAUGACAUCUUGAUGCUCUCUACUCAUUUUGUCAAAAAUAAAAAUGUUUAUGGUGCAAUAGCACAUGGUAGAGGCUAUUUUUCAUGCAUAUUAAUACAGGUGUGCCUUGAGAUUCUGGCUUACCCCUUGCUGUGCCUUUGGCACAAAAAGUUUGAGUCACUGCACUAACAGACCUGAGCCAUGACUUCCUCUUCACCAGGAUCUACUCUCAUUUAUUUCACUGCACUAAAAAAAGAUGAGCGAGAAGCUGGGCAAGUGGCGAGGAUAGGUGUGUCAGCAUUGAUAAGAAAAAAAAAAAAAAGAAAAGUCUAACACCCAA